AGUCAAAUGCGACGAAACCCACCCUCAAUGCAAUCAAUGUGCACGGCUAGGUCACCUCUGCGACUACCAACCGCGUCUCUGCUUUCGGGACGAUACCCGUCGGGUGAGGGAACGCAUGUCGGAUAUUGACACGACAGGAAAUGCCGUCUGGGAUUCUCCCUCACCGAUUGCGCACACGGAUAUUCCGGCAGGCACAUUCACAUUAGAUGUCCUGCCCCCUUUUAAAAUGCUCGCGUCGGACGAAGAACGAGAGAAAAAGGCACAGUCAUCGGUUCCCGGAACGUAUCACGUCAUUUGCGUUCCAGAAAGUUUCUCUGAUCUCCCAGAAUACGCCGAGAACGAGCCUGAUGGACCAAAGGAUCUAUCUUCCAGUCCUGAACCCGGAAGCGGCAGCAAUCGUUUGACGGCAAAUGUCUCCGAAGUGAGCGAUCCCAACAUAUUAAUACUCAGAAGCUUUCGAGAUGCGAGAGGAAAUCCGUACCUAAGCCCAAGAGACUCGCCCCACUCGCCUAAUUCAGACUUGAGGGAAUCGUCCUUAUCCUCAGUCUCGGCUUAUACGACGGUUCCGGAUUUUACAGAGGAAGACAGGCCAUGCCCCUUACAGCCACAUGAGAUCUUCCUGCUGGACCAUUUUCGCACUGCGGCGUGGAGGAAAGUCAUUCCCUGGGCUGGCAUUUUCGAGAGCCCAAGCGGCUAUGAGAUCAACUCAGAUGUCUUUGAACAAGAAGCAGCCAAGUUUCCUCCACUUCUCUAUGCCAUGAUGGCGAUAUCUGCACUCAGCCUCUAUCGUCAAGGGGUAGACCAGCAUACAGACCCGUCAUUGUAUUGUCAACAAGCCGUUUCUUCGCUACAGGCCAGCAUGUCAGAAGAUAAGAUACUCUUGUCCGAUGGACCUUUCCUGGCGCAUUUUUUGAUUCUCGUCUUCGAGACUGCCGCCGCGAAAUCCAGCGAUUUGAUCAUUUCGCAGCAUCAUAUCUCUCGGAUUCUCCGCUUGGCCCUUCUUCGGCGCUGUACAUUUGGUAGCGAGCGAUUCUCAUCCAUCGUCUGGUGGGUCUGCCACAUUGAUUUAUAUUCGCUUUUGAGCGGCGCGGGAACGGGCGAGUUUGUCCAGGCAGCGAUUGGGAACGGUCUACUUUCCUGUUCGGAGCAUUCUCACGUCUUUGACGAGUCAGAUAUGUAUGGAUUCCAGGGAGUGUUGCCCCAUCUGUACCAGGAACAUCUUGCUCUGGCUGUUCAGCUUGGGCUCUCAGCCGCCGAACUGAGGCGCCUCAGGUCUCUAUCCCCGAGUCCGCAUGUUGGCCAACGGCUGCAGGAGAUGGAGGAGUUACGUCAAGCGCUUCGACAACUGUGGAAUUCCCCCGAAGCGCUUGACCUCGUUCAUAAUCAAGCCGCUUUACCCAAGCGAUUGCGAGAAAUGUUUCACCAGAUCUCGAUCGUCUUUCACACAACCAUGCUUUUUUCAUAUACUAGUCUCUGGCCGGGACAGGGCAGUGAGCUCAACGGGGCCGCCGACCAUGAGAUGCAGCACCAUGCAACCAUGAUCCUUCGCCUUGUAGAAGCCAUGGCUUCUACGACCAUUGACAGCGACCGGCACCUGCAUAUUUUCCCGAUCUUCCUCGCCGGAGUGGGCGCGCCGUGGGGUGAUCUCAAGAUACGGGCGUGGGAAUUGCUCUCCAUCUUGGAAGAGGAGGAAAUGGGAUACCGGGCUGCGGCGACCUGUUACAUGCUCCAGCUCGUGUAUGAGCGGCAGAUGCAGCAGGCCGAGGAUGGCACUCAAACGUUGGCUGUGGAAUGGAUGGACCUGUUGUCGGGACAGGACACCCAAUCGACUCUUUAUGCAUAAUGACAGGAGGCAAGGGAUUCUGACUGGAUCUAGACGACGAUCUAUGCAAUUUCCAGGGUGGGCGGAGAUGGUUUGUAUGUAUGUAUAUGAUCUAUAUAACGGUAUACGCCCAUGUUACUCUAAUUUAUUCCGAUGAUAUCCACUACGAGAAGACAGGGAUCGUAGUAUCUACAUUCAGUCUGUGAUCAGUUCCCCUCUCCUUCAGUUUCGUUCUUGGUGGGAAUUUUGGGUGGGACUGUGAUCCACGGUCCCUCUUUUGCUCCCAAUUGCGGGCCGAUCCACUGUGGUCCAUGCUUCGGUUUCACGAGGAACCUAAAGACAAUGGGGUGGUUAGACAAAUGAAAUGGAUAGUCAGGCAAUGAAGGAAACCGAGUACAAACACUAUCAUGACUUCUCUAGCUUUUGUGAGUAACUCUAUCUUCAUCACGACGGAGAGGACAACGGUUAG
Aspergillus candidus is the source of this 2291-nucleotide messenger RNA. RefSeq lists its product as uncharacterized. The transcript is spliced from 6 exons. Gene Ontology annotation, cellular component: nucleus. The record is from RefSeq and is a predicted model, not a curated record. Gene Ontology annotation, biological process: positive regulation of transcription by RNA polymerase II. Lineage: Eukaryota; Fungi; Ascomycota; Eurotiomycetes; Eurotiales; Aspergillaceae. Bases 116 to 1843 code for a protein of 575 amino acids. Gene Ontology annotation, molecular function: DNA-binding transcription factor activity; transcription cis-regulatory region binding.